GUGUGGCUGCCCGCCUGGGACCGGUCUCCCUCAAGGUCGGCAGCGGGGCCUGGCUGCUUCCGCUUGCUGUCCUGACCUCAGACGGGAGCCCUCGAGAUGAGUUGUUCUAAUGAGCUUCCUGACCACCGUUGGGGAGUGGCAUGAUAUAUUUAGAAAGAGAUCUGUGACUUGGGGUUUCACCUUUUUUUCCAGGCCCAUCGUACCUGUGGGGGCACGGUGCUGAUGGGCUCCCUGGAGCAGCAAUUCUUACCUGGUGGGUGGGGGUGGUGUGCCCUCAUGUUGUCUUGACAGGAGAGCGGAAUCUUGAAAAAGCAUCCUAAGUGAUUCUGUCGUCUCUACCCCUCAUUUUGACCCACUGUCCUGGAGGGACAAGAGCUAGUUUAAGGGAGCCAACGUGUGCCCUAUUUGUGACGGGCAGGCCUCACAGGCUUUGACUUCCCGCCCAAUCUUGUUGGGCCUCACUUCUCCCCACUGCUGUGUAGCCCAAUGGAACUGAAGAACCUGGAGUACAGGCCAGUGAAGGUCAGGGGGCACUUUGACCACUCCAAGGAACUGUACAUGAUGCCUCGGACGAUGGUGGACCCGGCCCGGGAGGCCCGGGAAGCCGGCCGCCUCUCUUCCUCGCCAGAGAGCGGGGCCUACGUCAUCACCCCCUUCCACUGCACAGAGCUGGGAAUCACCAUCCUGGUAAAUAGAGGGUUUGUCCCCAGGAAGAAAGUGAAUCCAGAUACACGGCCCAAAGGCCAGAUCGAGGGAGAAGUGGACCUAGUUGGGAUGGUGAGGCUGACAGAAACCAGGAAGCCCUUUGUCCCUGAGAACAAUCCAGAAAGAAAUCACUGGCAUUACCGGGACCUGGAGGCCAUGGCCAGGCUCACAGGCGCAGACCCCAUUUUCAUUGAUGCUGACUUCAAGAGCACCGUCCCUGGGGGACCCAUUGGAGGGCAAACCCGAGUCACUCUGAGGAAUGAGCACAUGCAAUACAUCAUCACCUGGUAUGGACUCUGUGCAGCUACAUCAUACCUGUGGUUUAAGAAAUUCCUACGUCGGACUUCUGGUGUGUGAGACUAGCAGAUGUAGCCCUUCCCCUAAAUUGUCAGGAAGUGGCUGAUUUCUGGAGAUGUUUUCAUGUGGGAUCAGCAACUACUGGCAUAAAUAAAUCUCUGUGCUACG
Herpailurus yagouaroundi (jaguarundi) is the source of this 1170-nucleotide messenger RNA. RefSeq names its product SURF1 cytochrome c oxidase assembly factor (gene SURF1). The transcript has 5 exons. Gene Ontology annotation, biological process: mitochondrial respiratory chain complex IV assembly. NCBI's taxonomy places the organism in Eukaryota, Metazoa, Chordata, Mammalia, Carnivora, Felidae. Gene Ontology annotation, cellular component: membrane; mitochondrion. Bases 487 to 1062 code for a protein of 191 amino acids. The record is from RefSeq and is a predicted model, not a curated record.